Messenger RNA from Cooperia oncophora, 753 nucleotides. NCBI's taxonomy places the organism in Eukaryota, Metazoa, Nematoda, Chromadorea, Rhabditida, Trichostrongylidae. The record is from the annotation of a GenBank genome assembly.
AUGUUUCGGGUCGAACAGCGGCUUUCGACAGCUUGCGGAAGACUUUCCAAAUGUCGAGGUAAACACCAACUUGCCGGAGAUGAUUACCAGUUUUUACAACGAAGUGUAAUACCUUCGUAUCAUUUCCAAAAAAGUCUUCGUCGACUGCCCGUUCCAAAGUUAACGGAUUCAUGCAAUAGGUUUCUAGCAUCUGCGAAGGUCGUUCUUAAUGAUGCUGUUUACAAGCGAACGGAAGAAGUGGUUCGUGCGUUUGAGAAGAGUGAAGGACCAGAACUCCAAAAGGCUCUGUUGGACUAUGAUCGAAAUCACAAAGACACUAGCUACAUAUGUGAACCAUGGUUCGAUAUGUACCUACGAUCCCGUAUACCGUGCCCGGUCAACUUUAAUCCCUUCAUGAUGUACGCACCGGAUCCAAAUGCACGAUUCAAUCAUCAGCCCGACAUUGCUGAAUUUAGGCGUGCUUUGGAUGCAAAUAUUUUGGCUCCCGAAGUAUUUCAUCUUAACCCCAAGAAGAGCGAUACAAAGUUAUUCCGAAAUGUUUGCAAAUCACUUCCGGCGAGUCUUUCUUGGUUCGGAGCCGUAGCAUUCAAAGCGUUUCCUCUUGAUAUGAGCCAGUACAAAUCAUUGUUCAAUGGAACACGUAUACCAAGAAAAGAUAAAGACAUUUUGUACCAGGAUACCAGACAGAAACACUUCAUGGUCAUGUGCCGUGGAAGGAUUUAUGCGGUGGACAUCUUCGAUGAAAAAGGUUAG